This is a messenger RNA of Zerene cesonia (dogface butterfly), 1469 nucleotides long. RefSeq names its product general transcription factor 3C polypeptide 5 (gene l(2)37Cd). Gene Ontology annotation, cellular component: transcription factor TFIIIC complex. Gene Ontology annotation, biological process: transcription initiation at RNA polymerase III promoter. Bases 91 to 1434 code for a protein of 447 amino acids. The record is from RefSeq and is a predicted model, not a curated record. Lineage: Eukaryota; Metazoa; Arthropoda; Insecta; Lepidoptera; Pieridae. The transcript is spliced from 8 exons.
AACCACGUGUAUGUUUAAAGAAAAUAGAAAACAUAAAUUGUUUUGAAAAUUAAAUGUUUAUUGUAUGAAAUAGCGUAGUGAAUUAAUAUUAUGGAUGUCAAACAAGAACAUAACCGGGAACUAACUUGCAUUUUAUUCCCUGGCAUUGUUAAAAAUGAGGAAAAAGCAGUUCAAUGUUUGGGAGGAAUAAAAACAAUUUCCCAGAUAUGUGCACAGCCAUCCAAAAAGCAACUUGCAUUGUCAUUUAAUCCAGAAAAUCCCCUAAUUAAGACAGCUAACGCUGAUGCUAAAGCCACAGCAGGUGUACUUCUUAAAGUCAAGGUUAAGAAGUUUCGAGAUAAGGGAAAUAUAAAAACUGAAGUUGUAGACACGUCUGUGCUGGGUCAUGUGAAGAAAAUUUAUAAAUUUGACACCAUCUGUGAUUUUCAAUAUUUACCAUUAAAAAACACAAACACUGGUAAACCUGAAUGUGCGCUGGAGGAUAUAAUACCAUCUGGACUAGAUGAUUUGAAGUUUAUGGAACAGCCUUCACCACUAUACAUUGUCCCGGGAAGUUUCAUAAGAUUUGACAAGCCCAUCAACUACUAUUACACUGACAAAAGGAGCUAUGUUGCCAAAAAUGAGGAUGUGCUUGGUGAUAGGGAUGAAGUACACAAAAUGAGGACAGAGCGAGGAGUGCCAAUACCAAAAUAUCAGUUUAAUUUAACUGAUGAACUGCCAACUGAACCUCAUGAGUAUUUUAUAGAAGUCAAGAAUAGUAAGAUCGUUGGAAAUCCUCAGCUAGAGCAAGAGUUUGAGACUGUGAAAAAGAUGUUCGAAGAGCGUCCAAUAUGGUCUUAUAAUCAUAUAAAACAUCACACAAAAAUAAAAAUGGCAUCAUUGAAAAUUAUCUUGCCGUGUCUGGGAUUGCAUAAUAGAACUGGGCCAUGGAAAAUGUCUUGGAUGAAAUUUGGCUACGACCCACGGAAAGAGCCACAAGCUAGAUUUUACCAAACCCUUGAUUUUAGGCUGAGACAUGCAGUUACAUACGAUCAAGUGACUUCAAGAAGAGAACGAAGUUUCAAGAAAGUGCCGUUAGACGAGUCUUCCGCAGAAGAGCACAUACCUGAAGGGUCGGUGUACUUCAAGCCUUUUACGAUUCCUCCUCAACGGCAGAUAUAUUAUAUGUAUUGUGAUAUACAAGUGCCGGAGGUUCAAGAAAUACUGUCCGUCGAGCCUCCAACGGGCUACCUCUGCCACCCCAAGAGGGGUUGGCUCGCACCCGACACAGCUCAAAGGUGUCGCGAUAUCAUAUUCAAAUAUAUCAAACAGGCAGUAUUAGAAAAUAAGUCUGCGGAACUCAAACUUGAGCAAGGGAGCAGCGGCGAUGAAAUGGACACUGAUGAUGAAGAAGCGAGUGGAACAGCUGAUACUUCAGUUGCCGAUAUAGAUUGAUUGUGUGGAAAUAUACGAGCUAUUUUGAUUUUAUG